Molecule: messenger RNA, 2589 nt
Organism: Sinocyclocheilus grahami
Lineage: Eukaryota; Metazoa; Chordata; Actinopteri; Cypriniformes; Cyprinidae
Product: mucin-6-like
Exons: 6
Coding region: 1-2589 (862 amino acids)
Source: RefSeq, a predicted model, not a curated record
AUGCUGAUUGAGACCCAAGUGAAAAAGCUUCUAUCCCAGAAGGCAUGCACCCCUGAGACCAUGAUUGAACUGCAUAUUCAGAUUCAGAAUGAACUCUGUCAGCACAUCAUGAAAUGUGGAUUUUUGAGGAUUAGAAGGGUUCUUGUUCCAUUCACCUCUCAGAGAACUGGUUCCACUCAGUUAGAGUCUGAGUCUGUGAAAAGCUCAAAUCAAAAUCCCUGUGCCUCCUCUCAGACUGUGCAAAUGGACCAGGCCCUUCCUAGUCUGCCUCAUCCAUCUCAGCCCAGCCAGCCAUCUCAUUCUAACCAGGCCACAACCCGCUUUGCAUGUAACAAUGUUGCCUCAUCUCAACCGAAUCAAUCUGAACCUUCCUCUUCAGAUCAUCAAAGUUCAUUUUCUUCACCAUCUGUCCAAGUCCAGUACCAUGAAGUCAUGUCUGAGCAAACCAAGCAUGCUUACAGUCCCUCAUUGAACUGUGUCCCAUAUUUUCCCCAGUCUGCUCCUAAAACUCACAUGAAUUCUUCUCCGUCUGUUUAUUCUCAACCUCGUUUUCCACUCACAAACCUCACAGCAUCUCAAAUAAACAAUAUCUCUGAGUCAGCCAAAUGUAGGAAGGCCUGUUGCCCUACCAUGCAGGUCUCUCAUACACGCGUACUCACCCACCCAAUGCCAAUUCCAGUCAACAACCAAACACCCGUAACAACUCAUCCAGUGCCAGCCAACAACCAAACACCUGUAAUAACUUAUCCAAUGCCAGUGAACAACCAAAUACCCCUACUAACUCAUCAAAUACCAGUCAAUAACCAAACACCCCUACUAACUCAUCAAAUGCCAGUCAAUAAGCAAAGACAGCCAAUUUCAGUCAACAACCAGACACCUAUAACAAUUCAUCCAAUACCAGCCAACAGCCAAACACUUGGACUAACUCAUAUAUUGCCCGCCAACAGCCAGACACCCCUACUAACUCAUCGAAUGCCACUCAACAACCAAACACCUGUACCAACUCAUACAAUGCCCAUCAAUAACCAAACACUCGUACCAACUCAUCCAAUACCAGCCAACAACCAAACACUUGGACCGACUCAUCCAAUACCAGCGAACAACCAAACACCUGUACUAACUCAUACAAUGCCCAUCAACAACCAAACACUUGUACCAACUCAUCCAAUACCAGCCAACAACCAAACACCUGUACUAACUCGUACAAUGCCCAUCAUCUACCAAACACUCGUACCAACUCAUCCAAUACCAGCCAACAACCAAACACCUGUACUAACUCAUAUAAUGCCCAUCAACAACCAAACACUCAUACCAACUCAACCAAUAACAGCCAACAACCAAACACCUGUACUAACUCAUCCAAUACCAGCCAACAACCAAACACUCGCAGCAACUCAUCCAAUACCAGCCAACAACCAAACACCUGUACUAACUCAUACAAUGCCCAUCAACAAUCAAACACUCGUACCAACUCAUCCAAUGCCAGCCAACAACCAAACACCCCUACUAACUCAUCAAAUGCCAGUCAAUAACCAAAAACAACCAAUUUCAGUCAACAACCAAACACCCGUAACAACUCAUCAAAUACCAGCCAACAACCAACCACCUGAACUAAUUGAAUCAAUACCAGCCAACAACCAAAUACCUGUAUUAAUUCAACCAAUUCCAGUCAACAACCAAACACCCAUACUAACCCCUCCAAUACCAGCCAACAACCAAACACCCGUAUUAAUCCAACCAAUACCAGCCAACAACCAAUCAACCUUACUUACUCAUUCUAUACCAACGUACAACCACGCACUCAUGCUGACCCAUCCAGUACAAACCAAUUUCCUGGUGCCCGGACUUUCUUUCUCUGUGCAACCCACUAUUCCCUUAACUGUCCUUUCAACAAUAAACACACUUUCUUUAAAUUAUGCUACUGCAAUCUCUAAUGUCCUUCCUGUAAACCCAAUGCCUUCUACUCCCAUUGAUGGCAACAACACCCUUCGGUGUAAGAGAGGCACCUACAAUAGCCAGAACCUCCCAGUCAAGGCCUUGACUGAUUCCGCCUGUGAUCAGGAUGCAGGUGUGAGCAGCACGGAUUUUACUGAUACAGACCAUCUGGAGAGCAACUUGCCCACCUCCCUUGUGUUGGGAGCAGCUCCCAAAGAACCUUCACUAGAUCCUGGCCGCUCCUCUGGACCAUCCAACAUUCACCAGGACUCUCUCUCCACCACCACCACCACAGAGAAAUGUUCAAGUCAAGCUCAAGACUGUCAGUCAUCCAACAAGAACAACUCUGGACCAAAACACUGGAGCAUUGGCAUGCCGAUAACUUUCCGUCAGCUUGUAGAGGCAACAUGCAUACCUUUCAGGUCAGACAAUCUGAACACAACACCUCCAGUGGAUUCAACUCCUUGUAGCACAUCAGAAGACCUUGAUGGGGAGAGGACGACUCAUGACAAGACUGUCCAAAGUAAUUUUGACUACAGGAAGGCAAAAAAAGAAGACAAAGAAUCUGCAGUCACCCUGGAACACUUCAGGAGACAAAUCAAACAAUGCAAGAGGUGGUCUCAAGAUAUAUUCUUAUUUAGUGUUGGUUCAUAG